UCUCUCUCUCUCUCUCUCUCUCUCUCUCUCAGACAAUGAACUUAGGAGAUCUUUUCAAAGGAAAGGAUGGUAAAAAGCCACAAAAAUCAAGUGCUAAUAGCCCGAGUGCCAUGCCAGCAAUGCAGCUGGUUUUGAAUGCCACCAAAGGUGCAACAGAUGCGUUUUCUUUUGUUGGAGGUCAUGUGAAUCGCUCGUUAGGAAAGAUGGGAGUGAAGAACAUCAAUCAUGGUGUUGGUUUCGGCCACGGUUUUGGUUUCGGUCAUGGUUUUCAAACUGGCCUUUCUGUAAAGCCUAGCAUCGCGCAUCGGGUUCAAUCCUGUUUCAGACAAGUGAUGCUGAAGAUGAUGAUGAAGACGGGAAUUGUGUCAAACAUCCAAGGACCCUUGCAAAGUGGCCUGACCAUCAUAGGUGGGACUUCUAAUGGGAAUGUUCAAACCACGGUUGGAAGUAUUAUGAAGUUGGCAUCUGAAACUACCAAAACCACAUCGCUUGUUCCGACAGGAGAUGGAAAUUUGUCUAUGGAAUCUAAAUAUUCAUCCUUUACUCCGAAAGUAUCCAUUGGAAGCCAGUCUGAAAAGGUCAUCAGCAGUUUCUUGCAGAAUCCGAAAUCUAGGGAGGAAGAGGAAAAGGAAAUUGGUGAAUUGGCUAGAUGGAUGAGAUCGGAAAACAAUGUGCUUCAAGUGCUGUUAAAACACCAACAAGUCAUUGAAGAACUGAUAGAGGAGAAUGAGAAGCUGCGCAAGAUUCUCAUUGAAGACCUCAAGGUUUCUCCUAGCAAGCUUCAAGCCAGUAAUGAGAGCAGAACCAAAUCCACCACCCCUUCUGCAGAUUGCUUCGAAUGCCGUAGAAAGCAGAGAAAAUCAACUCCAUGACAAGUUUCCCAAAGACCCACAUCAACUUUCAGUUUCUCCUAUUGAAAUUCAAUCUCAUACUACCCUCGAAGUCCUAUGCUACUUGUCUUUUUGGAUGCCCAAUUGGAUAAAAUUGCAAUAAUCCAGCUCAAUAUAGUAGAAGUGACCAAAGUCAAGGCAGCAUAAUUUUUUGCAAUUCAUUCUGUUUCAAGUUGAACAAGAAACAGUUGUAAUUUCUAUUUCGGGGCGAGUCAGUCAUCAGGAAUCCAGUGGAGAUGGCCCCGAGCUGAUCGUUUCCAGUUUUUUUACUUGAAUUAUUGCGAUUCAGUUAAAUUGAGCAUCCAAACACAGGUUUAUAGAUACUUAAAGAUCAGAGGAAAAAUGAUUGAUAGUGUGAAAUUAUCAGCCCUGGAUGGCAUUUUCUAUUCUUCUAUAUGCUUUCACCAGUAGACUAAACACCCUCAUUGUUGAAGUUUGUGGGAAGCUAAU
Magnolia sinica is the source of this 1340-nucleotide messenger RNA. RefSeq lists its product as uncharacterized. The record is from RefSeq and is a predicted model, not a curated record. Bases 36 to 872 code for a protein of 278 amino acids. The transcript is spliced from 7 exons. NCBI's taxonomy places the organism in Eukaryota, Viridiplantae, Streptophyta, Magnoliopsida, Magnoliales, Magnoliaceae.